This is a messenger RNA of Teleopsis dalmanni, 465 nucleotides long. RefSeq lists its product as uncharacterized. The record is from RefSeq and is a predicted model, not a curated record. The coding region runs from base 52 to 378 and encodes 108 amino acids. NCBI's taxonomy places the organism in Eukaryota, Metazoa, Arthropoda, Insecta, Diptera, Diopsidae. The transcript has 4 exons.
GUAGACAGUCGUCAUUCGUUUUCAGAAGUGCGUGGCGAAAAACAAAGGAAAAUGGAUAAAAUUGAGAGUUGCAAAGAUGAUGGUGUCACAAAUAAAAAAGAUCAGAGCCAGAGAAAACCAGGUACCCAUAUUUGGUGCAAAAUAGCUCAGGAACAAGCUUUGGAAAACAAACAGAAUGAAAUGAAGGAAAGAAUGUUGCUUUUAAAAAAGAAUAGGGGUCGUAGGAACGCAACUGAUUUAGUUCCUAAGAAGGCACAAAAACGGAAUGCACAAGAUCGCAAUAAUGCUAUAAUGAAGAAGAGAGGUAAAAAAGAAGAACAAAUGGAAGAUACGAAGAAUGAGGAAAAAGAGUGUGGAAAGCCAGUGGUGGAAAAAUAACUACAUUUACUAUAAUCUAAAAUCAAGAAUUCAUUACCCUACGUUCUACAUCCACAUCCUGAGUGUAAGCUUUCAGAACCAUAGAAA